GCGACUCCGAGUGGGUGGGAUGUUGCGCGCUUGACUUCUGACUGGCCGAUCUUGGAGUUCCAAAAAGAAGAAACGUUUCUUUCCCCGAAACACGCGCACGUCAAGCCGCUUCUAGUCAGUCAUCUGGUAUCCGCGCGUUCCCGUUCGCGUUCGACGACAUCAAGUGGGAAAAUCGCUCGCUUUCGUUAUCAGAUCGAGAGUGCAGUCGCACGUUGCGCGCCGCAUUGUGUCACGGUGUGUAUCGUGAAGGGAGAGAGAAAGAGAGAGAAGCAUCGACCGAGGUCGCCGUCGCGGAGAGAAAGGAAAGGCGAAGAAUUAUAUAUUCGGACAAACAUGGCCACUGCGAUCGACGACCGGCAGGAACUAUUGGAGCAAUUUCAAGCGAUUGACGCGAACGGAGAUGGCUUCAUCAACGUCACCGAACUGCGCAGCGCACUGGACGUUUGUGGUUUCAAGAUGCCAGGCUACAAGGUGCGUCAGAUGAUUGAGGAAUAUGAUGAUAAGCAGCGGCUCGAGCACAGAGGUCGACUUUCCUUCGAUGAGUUCGAGAAACUCUGCAAGGAGCUGAAGGCUAACGAACUGGGUUCUACGUUCAAGCACGUUGUCUCCAAAAAGGAGAAUCUGGAAACUUUAGGCGGAAUUUCCGAGGCAUCCAGCCAAGGUACCACGCAUUCCGUCAGGCUCGAGGAACAAUUAGCGUUCAGCGACUGGAUCAACACUAAUCUCUUAUACGAUCCCGACCUGAAGCACCUUCUCCCUAUCGAUCCCGAGGGAAAAACGCUUUACGACAAGGUCAAAGACGGAAUACUACUUUGUAAAAUAAUCAAUCAUUCCUGCCCGGACACCAUCGAUGAGCGCACGAUUAACAAGAAGAACUUGACGUUGUACAAGAAGCACGAGAACUUAACGCUAGCGUUGUCUUCGGCUCAAGCGAUCGGCUGCAACAUUAUCAACAUUGACGCUCACGAUCUCACAAAAGGUUCGCCCCACUUGGUGCUGGGGUUGCUGUGGCAGAUCAUCCGAAUUGGCUUGUUCAACCAGAUCACCCUCGAGAAUUGUCCCGGCCUCGCCACGCUUCUACAAGACGGCGAACGAAUCGAGGAUCUGCUGAAGCUAUCUCCGGAGUCGAUUCUUCUCAGAUGGGUGAACCAUCACCUGGAGAAUGCCGGCAUCGCCAGGCGGUGCAACAAUUUCCAGUCCGACAUCACGGAUUCUGAGAUUUAUACCUACCUUAUCAGGCAGAUCGCGCCCAAUACGGCUGGCGUCACCCUGGAGGCCUUAAUGGAACCGAAUCACACGUCCAGAGCGGAGAUCAUGCUUCAGCAAGCAGCUAAACUCGGUUGUCGCAGCUUCGUGACUCCUAACGACGUCGUCAACGGCAUCUACAAACUCAAUUUAGCCUUCGUCGCCAACAUGUUCAACAAUUACCCCGGAUUGGACAAGCCGGAGAGCAACAUCGAAGGUUUGGAGUCUCUCGAGGAGACGCGGGAGGAGAAGACCUAUAGAAAUUGGAUGAACUCGAUGGGCGUGAUGCCUCACGUCAACUGGCUCUAUUCGGAUCUGGCCGAUGGUCUGGUCAUCUUCCAGCUGUACGAUAUUAUCAAGCCAGGCACCGUGAACUGGAACAAGGUGCACAAAAAGUUCACAAAGCUACGAAAGUUCAUGGAGAAGCUGGAGAACUGUAAUUACGCCGUCGAGUUGGGCAAAAAGAUGAACUUCUCGCUCGUGGGUAUCGCCGGACAGGAUCUCAACGACGGAAACGCGACUCUGACAUUGGCUCUCAUAUGGCAAUUGAUGAGGUCAUAUACACUGUCAAUUUUGACAUCUCUGGCUGGUACUCAGGCAAGCGUCGAGAAAGAGAUCGUCCAAUGGGUAAAUUCCAAGCUUCAAAUGGCCGGGAAAACCAGCAGCAUCAAGGGAUUCCAGGAUUACUCGAUAUCGGACGGCAAGGUUGUCCUUGAUCUAAUCGAUGCCAUCAAACCCGGCUCGGUGAACUACGACCUCAUUAAAGAAGGCGGGACUGAAAAGGAGAACCUGGAUAACGCUAAAUACGCGAUAUCCUUAGCGCGAAAGUGCGGCGCGCGUGUCUACGCACUUCCGGAAGAUAUCACCGAGGUGAAGCCGAAGAUGGUGAUGACGGUGUUCGCCUGCCUGAUGGCCAUGGACUACAUCCCGAAUAUGGAUUCAGUGAAAAAUCAGGCGAAUAACGUGAACGAUGGUCAAUAAUGUUGCGAUUUGGAGUCCUACCUAUUACUAUAUGUGCCGUCUAUCUUUUGUACACAAAAACUUUUGAAUAGGUCGUCUCGCUUCGGGCCUCUUCCACGAGCGUAACACUUGUAUAUACGUAGUUUAAGUUUAGCUUGAGAAGAUCGGUAGUACCAGGAAGUAUUCUCUCUCUAGGAAAAGUCGACGAAAGACGAGAAGUAGAAUUUGGUAAUUCCGUUCGGACGAAUAUAGUCGCGCGAGAUAUGGAAAAAUCGUGUGUUUUUGACGAAAGGAGAAAUUAUUUUACCGUAAAAACUUAAAUAUUUCUUGACUCUAUAAAACAUAAGUAUAUAAAAUAUCAAGAUAAAAUAGCGUGCAUUUGUGAUACUUUCAAUAUAUAUACAAUUAUUGCAGAUUAGACAUUUUCUCCUGCAAUAUAAACUACCGAAAUUUGAAGUAAUUUUGAAAUAAAUGGAUUUUUACAUUAAGUAUAUGAAAUAAGGUGACCAGACAAUUUUUCAACUACUAAAGUAUUUAGGAUUUAUAUCGACACUUUUGUACCCUCUUCAGAAAAUGUAUUAUAUAAGGUGUGUGCAAAUUAUCACUCGCGGAUUGAUGUUAUUUUUAGUUUUUAAUAUUUUUCUAGUAAAUAGUAAUUGAUUGAUUGUCGUUACUGUAAUAAUGUGGGAUUCUUCUUCUCGUUUUUGCAAUCAUCAUUUAUUUCCGCUUUACUACUUGUGUUGCGUCAUUGUAAAAAAUCAAUUUUAUACUAUAUAAGCAGGCAGAUAAGGCACACACUAAAGAAAUCACAUCGAGAAAUAUUUACAAUAUAUACCGAAAUAUUUUGAAAGAUAAAUAUGCA
Molecule: messenger RNA, 3067 nt
Organism: Nylanderia fulva
Lineage: Eukaryota; Metazoa; Arthropoda; Insecta; Hymenoptera; Formicidae
Gene: Fim
Product: plastin-2 fimbrin
Biological process (GO): actin filament bundle assembly; actin filament network formation
Cellular component (GO): cytoplasm; actin filament bundle; actin filament
Molecular function (GO): actin filament binding; calcium ion binding
Source: RefSeq, a predicted model, not a curated record